This is a messenger RNA of Talpa occidentalis (Iberian mole), 7441 nucleotides long. It is a transcript of the gene ZNF800, whose product is annotated as zinc finger protein 800. Lineage: Eukaryota; Metazoa; Chordata; Mammalia; Eulipotyphla; Talpidae. Bases 712 to 2709 code for a protein of 665 amino acids. The record is from RefSeq and is a predicted model, not a curated record. The transcript has 6 exons.
UCCGGGGUCAGUCAGUCGCUGCCUGUCGCCGCCGGAGAGUCGCCGCUUCCCCCUUCUACCCGCGCCGCCGCGGUAGCGCAGCCUCUUCGGGGAGGGCGACACCGAGCGCGAGGGACUGACUUAAUAAAGUUUCCUGAAACAACUACUACCACCAAAAAAGGCCCAAGGUGGGGGGAGACCCCCCUCGCUCCCCGCCCCUCUCCACACGCCGGAGGGACCGUUGCAGGUGGAGCGGCGCCGGGGGCGACCCGGGCUCGGGCGGCAGCCGUUGCCCCGGCGAGGGGCGCCUGAGGGCCGGGCCGCUCCGGUUCCGGCGCUUUCGGGGGCGGCGGCGGCGGCUGCUGCGGGGCGGUUCCUCCUGUCAACCGCCCGCGCCCGCGCGCCGCCCGCUCGCCCAGCGCCCCAGCGCGGAGGGACGCCGUGAGCCGCCGCCGCCGUCGCCGCGGGCCGCGGUGAGCUGUGGCGCUUCCGCGUCCGCGCCGCCGGGGACUCUUUGGAGCGCGUCGGCCCCGCGCCCCGCGCCCCGCUCCCCUCGCGCGGCGCGCCGACGCAGCGCCAGGUGGGGCCCGGAGCGGCCUCCCACGCCCGGCUGCGCCCCGCGCCCGCCCGGCCGGCCGGCCUUCCGCCUGGCCACGGCCCGCCCUCGGAGUUAACCCAGCCGCGAUGAAGAGCUGCUCACAGUGAAAGGAAAGUAGGUCGCGCCCACUGAAAAUGCCUUUAAGGGACAAAUACUGUCAGACUGACCACCAUCAUCACGGAUGCUGUGAACCAGUUUAUAUCCUGGAACCUGGAGAUGCUCCUUUGUUACAGCAACCACUACAGACAUCCAAAUCUGGUAUUCAACAAAUAAUUGAGUGCUUUCGAUCAGGAACUAAGCAGCUUAAGCACAUUUUAUUAAAAGAUGUGGACACUAUUUUUGAAUGUAAAUUAUGCCGCAGUCUCUUCAGAGGAUUACCAAAUUUAAUUACCCAUAAGAAAUUCUACUGCCCACCAAGUCUCCAGAUGGAUGACAACCUUCCUGAUGUAAAUGAUAAGCAAAGUCAAGCCAUAAACGAUCUCCUAGAAGCCAUAUAUCCAAGUGUGGACAAGCGAGAAUAUAUUAUUAAACUAGAACCCAUAGAGACUAAUCAAAACGCAGUGUUUCAGUAUAUUUCAAGGACUGAUAAUCCUACUGAAAUCACAGAGUCAAGCAGUACUCCUGAACAAGUCGAAGUUCAAAUACAGGAAACUAGCACUGAACAGUCUAAAACAGCAGCACCAGUUACAGAUACAGAAGUGGAAACUGUAGAACCCCCUGCUGUUGAGAUUGUUGCAGAUGAAGUUGCACCUAUAUCUGAUGAACAACCUCAGGAAGCACAGGCUGACUUGGAAACUUCUGACAAUUCUGAUUUUGGUCACCAGUUGAUAUGUGGUCUUUGUAGAAAAGAAUUCAAUUCCAGACGAGGUGUUCGUCGUCACAUUCGAAAAGUACACAAGAAAAAGAUGGAAGAAUUAAAAAAGUACAUUGAAACACGAAAGAAUCCAAACCAGUCCACUAAAGGGCGCAAUAAGAAUCUUCUAGUUCCAUUAAGUAGGAGUUGUCCAGUGUGUUGUAAAUCAUUUGCUACAAAAGCGAAUGUAAGAAGGCAUUUUGAUGAAGUUCAUAGAGGACUAAGGAGGGAUUCAAUUACUCCUGAUAUAGCAACAAAGCCUGGGCAACCUUUGUUCCUGGAUUCUGUUUCUCCUAAAAAAUCUUUUAAGACGCGAAAACAAAAGUCGUCUUCAAAGGCUGAAUACAAUUUAACUGCAUGCAAAUGCCUCCUUUGCAAGAGGAAAUAUAGUUCACAAAUAAUGCUUAAAAGACAUAUGCAAAUUGUCCACAAGAUAACUCUUUCUGGAACAAACUCUAAAAGAGAAAAAGGACCUAAUAAUACUGCCAACAGUUCAGAAAUAAAAGUUAAAGUUGAACCAGCAGAUUCUGUAGAAUCUUCUCCCCCUUCCAUUACCCAUUCUCCACAGAAUGAAUUAAAGGGAACAAAUCAUUCAAAUGAAAAAAGGAACACACCGGCAGCACAGAAAAAUAAAGUUAAACAAGACUCUGAAAGCCCUAAAUCAACUAGUCCGUCUGCUGCAGGUGGCCAGCAAAAAACCAGGAAACCAAAACUUUCAGCUGGCUUUGACUUUAAGCAACUUUACUGUAAACUUUGUAAACGUCAGUUUACUUCCAAACAGAACUUGACUAAACACAUUGAGUUGCACACAGAUGGGAAUAACAUUUAUGUUAAAUUCUACAAGUGUCCUCUUUGCACUUAUGAAACUCGUCGGAAACGUGAUGUGAUACGACAUAUAACUGUGGUUCAUAAAAAGUCAUCCCGCUAUCUUGGGAAAAUAACAGCCAGCUUAGAGAUCAGAGCUAUAAAAAAGCCCAUUGAUUUUGUUCUAAAUAAAGUGGCAAAAAGAGGCCCUCCGAGGGACGACGUGAGAAACAGUGAUUCAAAACAUGAUGGCACUUCUAACUCUCCUAGUAAAAAGUAUGAAGUAGCUGACGUUGGUAUUGAAGUAAAAGUCACAAAAAACUUUUCUCUUCACAGAUGCAAUAAAUGUGGAAAGGCAUUUGCCAAAAAGACUUAUCUUGAACACCAUAAGAAAACUCAUAAGGCAAAUGCUUCCAAUUCACCUGAAGGAAACAAAACCAAAGGCCGAAGUACAAGAUCUAAGGCUCUUGUCUGAUAACUUCAAGUGAUGUACGAAAAGGUUUGGAGUUCAUUUUUGUGGAAAGACUUUAAAUUGGUGUUAAAACCACUAAACAUCUUCAAAUGGUACUAUGAGAAAAAAAAGAAAAACAUUUCCAUAAAUAUUCGACUGUAACUACUGUUUUCUGACUAAAAUAAUAACUACCUAACCACUUAUUUCUGAGGCACUGCCUUUUCCAGCACUUUCAAGUAGCUGUGGCAUUAUGUAUCGGCAUCACAGUCCAUCAGCUAACCGCCCUUGACCUUGUGCAUUUGGUCUGCAGUUUCUACAAAAAUGCUGCAAAUUUUGUUUUACAAUUUGUUGAUUAAAGUGAUCAACAACCUGAAGAAAAUAUCACCACUGGUGAUUUUUAAUUGACAAAGACUUUAUAUCUUAGUGGUUUUGGUUUUGUUCUGCUUUAUUUAGCAAAAUUUUCAUCUGGAUUGUACAGAUAGAUGAUUUCCUAGUGAGAAGAUGGUAGGGCCAAAAGAUAAAUUAGUAGCCACACAUUAUCAAUAUUUAGCCUACUAAAUAUAUUUGUAAUUAUUUUUAUAUCCAUUUAUUUCUAACUUGUUCUUCAGCACUUAAAUGCUUGAAAGUUGUAUUCUCAAAUGUAUAAUACAUAAAAAUUCCAGCUCAUGUUCACCCAUGGAUCAUUAACAUUUUUCAUUUGUAAACAUUGAGCUUUUAAUUAAAAUUAAGCAUUCCCUUUUAAAUAUUAUACAAAGCACUUUAAGGCUGAUCCAUUUUAAAUUUUCAGUUUCUCUUUUUUUUUAGAGACCACACAUUUACUAAUGUUAUUAUGAAGGUAGUAAAUAGCUUGCUGAUAUUUCAUGGAUGCAGACAAUCUGUGCACAUCCACUUCUUAUGCUACUAGUAUAUUUCUUUAAAAAAGGAAGAUGGGGCUGUAAACCCUGAUUUUUUUUUUUUUUCUUUCCCAAGAAAAUUUUUAAAUGGCCACUUUAAAUAAAUAUUUGAUUCCUAUAUAAAAUUUGGAAGAUAAUGAACUCUUGUCCACUUUUAUAAUCAAGAUUUUAGGAAAAACAGAAAUACAGCUAUCUUUAUGAAAUUUUGGGCAGGUUUUUGUGUAUAAAUAUUUUGUACUUUUUAGGGAAUAUUUUAUUUUUUAGUAAUUUUUGACAAAUUAUAAUUUUUAAAGGUACAGCAGCAAAUAUACCAUGUUUUUAUAUAGGUUCAUACCUAUACUUAAGAGGGACCCUGUCCAUCUAUAUACUUUUUGUAUAAAAUUUUAAAAUGUUGAAGAGCCACAAGGUCAUAAUAAAAUGCUUCUAUAGCUAGGGAAAAAAAGACAUUUACCCUUCCCAGUGCUUUGCACUAAAAUAUACUGUGAAAGGAAACUAGAAAGACUGUAACUGUUGCUGGAAAUGUUCUAUAUUGAAUGUACAUGCUCUUGUUGGAAAAAUGUACUAUAUGUGAUGGAAAUAAACCAGACUCGAAGUUAUUUCAGCUAAAUGUGCUUCAACAAAGGUGCAUUGGUUGAAACUUAAAUGUUCUAUUAUCAAAUUUAAAUUUAUUCAGUGACUAUGAGCAGCUACACUUGAAUUAUAUUCUGAUAGUUUUAUUUUUAAAAAUUAGAGUGAUAAUUUCUCUUUAAUUUAAAAACAGAUUUACUUUUCCUUAUGGAAAAUUUGUACUUAUAGGUCUAACUUUAAUAAUUGAUAGCAUAAUAUAUUUAGGGAACUAAAUGUGUAGGUGGUAUUUCAGUUAUAAACCAUCUUCAUUAGUUGCAACAUUAUUAAACCUGUAUGUUUUACUUUUGCAAGGUGUUAUCUUUUGUGCUUUCCUACACACAAAACAUAUUCUAAAUAUUUUUUCCAGACUUAAGAACUGAUGACCAGUAAAAAGAUAUGUGGAUUCUUAAAAAAUUUGAGAUAGCUUCUUACUUCAACUUCUCAUCUGUAUUUCAUCCUUUUUCUCUCUGCUUUGCUUCUUAAAAACUGUAGGGAAAAGAGAAAUAACCUGAUGCUGGCUGAGGGAAGCCAAAUUGCUGGAAUUCCCUUACUCCACUCACCUGUUCCCACAGAACCAUUCACAUUAUGCCUCCUCUGUACUAACUCUAGGGCCACAGAGUAGGAAUUUAGGAGGAAAUGAAGGUUCCAAGGACUAUCUAAAGAUUUUAUCUGGCCAUAGAGAGAAAAACUGCACUAUGUUAGGACUUGUGUAAAUGAGAUGGACCUAAAGAGGUUAGGAAUGUUUUAUAAUAGCCUAAUUAAUGGUUCCUGACAGAAUAGGCGUUAGAUGCUAAGCUGGGACCAGUUUAGAAAGUAUAGAAGGAAAAAGUAAACGUGAUUAGAUUUCUUUGUUCUUUCUAGUCUUCAUCUUUUUUUUUUUUGGACUCUUGGGCUCUGUCAUCUCAGAAGGUCAGACUUGAGGUUCUUGAAGUCUAAGAAAAGGCUUCAUUGUGCCCUCAGAAGCUUUCUGCACAUAAGCUAUCUAAGCAGAUAUCCAUGGGAUUCUUUGUUGUAGGGGGAACAGGUAAAGUGCCAUAAGAAACUGCUAAUUUUAUGCUGAGUCCUACCUCUGGUUGUAGAUUAUAGAUACCUUUGCUGCUACUUGAUUAAGAGCUUCUCCAUACAAUUUAACUCAUCUUCCUGAGGAUAACUUCCAUUCCUAAAUGUGGUGGAAAGAGGAGAAACAAUAACAGGUAUAGAAUGCACUGCAACUUUGCAAGGUUGGAUUAUGCUUGGAUUGUGAUAGCUGGAUGAAAUGUGACUGACACCGGGUGGGUGUUUGAUACUGUAUGCAGAUAUACCUUGAAUAUAACCCUUUUUUAUUUUUUGGUUCAUGUCUCCCCCCCAAACCCCCCUCCCUUUGACUCCCUACUUCAAGACGAAAACCUGUGAACUGUGUUAACCCAUCCUUAGUUUUUAGCCUGGUUUUGUGUAUAUGAGCUAAGUUUUUGGUUAACAGCUUGCUUUUAUUGUUGAAAACUACCUUCACAUUUUUUUUGGAAUAUGUAUUUGUAAUAUUGCUUUAUGGUGAUAAGCAGUUGUAUUCAGUUUACUUUAAAGAGCUUAUGGAUGCAGUUGCAGCAAGUUUUGUGGUUUUGCCGCCUUGAGACUGUGGGUUUAGAUGGAGAGUUUCCCUGUAGGUGUGACGGCAAGUAAAUUGGAGAUGUAUGAUAUCAUUUCCUUUUGUGAAGUUGAAAAUGAUUUUUUUCAAAUAGCAAGACCACUGAAAAUGAGAUAGGUAUCUUGUAAAAUUUUGGAAAUAGGUUGUCAGGUUUCCUGCAGUGGCUUCUGGAAGUAUUCUAGACCCUUAGUUAGGAGUUUUUAGAAGUUCCUUUUCUAAUGGAAUCUAUAGAUUAUCAAGAUUAUGAUUUAGCUAUGACUCUCAUAGUUGAUCUGAAGCUGAGCCUUAAGAUAUGUGCAGCACAGCAUCACGCAUGCUGUUAGAAUCCUUCUGUGUUCUAUGCUGUUCUUGCCCUCUUCUCUGACUUUAGGAGCUAAAAGAAACCUUGGGAUUAAACAAGAGUAAGGGUCAGCACUUUUAGGAACAGUUAUAAACUGUUUGGUUUCUAAGGCAUUAGUCACAUGGUAGAAUGAAGAAAAAAACAUUUUUCUUGAACUCACCGUUAUCCUGACUUGUAUUCACUUUCCAAGUUCAUUCCAUCUCUCAUUAGUUUUUGCAUCCUUUUUCUCUGUUCUGAACCUCUAGCUCUAUACUUUUCCCAGUUAAUUAACAGACAUCAUUAGUACCAAGAUAGCAAAACAUUUUUUGGGAAGGUAAGAGAGUAGCAAGUGCAGCUCAUUUCUUCAUGGAUCUUUAUUGCUGUACAUUUCAUUUGACCAGAUUUAUUAUUUAUUCUUAUGCUUCUUCCUCCAUAUAUUCACCAUCACCACGACACAAGCGGGGGGACCAUAGUGAAGAACAUUGGUGUAUCUAGGUGGGAAAACACCCAAAAUUGGAGGUUUUGCUGUUUGUGUCCACUGAGCAGAAUUAAUAUGCUUGAUUGUAUAUUUUUGAAGUCAGGAACUGUGUCUAGAUGAUUUUGUACAGUGCCUAGCACAUCUUCAUGUAUACCCAGACACUUUAAAUAAAUAUUUAUUUAAUAAUACUAAAAAAGCAGCCUUUUCCAUCUCAAAAUUGUGCUGAGAUAUAUAUAUACACACACACACACUUUGAGGCUUUGAGUCUUAAUUUCAUGAACUUUUAUCUCCAUAUUGAUAUAUUUAACUUAUUUUAGAAAAUGCCCCAGUACUAAAAUUAAAGUUUAUGAUAAUGGAGAAUUUUAGUAAGAAAUAAUAGUGAAUAUUCAUGAAGUGCUUAUGCUAAGCACUCUGCUAAUUUUUCACUUGCAUUUUGCCCCAAUCCAUCAGCAAUCCUAUGAAGUUAAGUACUAUUACUUCAUUAUUCACAUUUUAUAGAACGGAAAAUUGAAGCUCAGAGUACAGUGAUUUAUUCAAGUUUCGGUUCAGAUAAGCUAGUAUGUUUCUAGCAAAUUUAAAUAGCUAGUAUGUCUAGUACCUUAGAAUUAAAACUUGACACUAGGUCCAGUUACAAAGCCUAUGCCCUUAAUUGGUGCAAUCUUUCGCACAUUUUAUUCUUUGCAGAGUUCAUUCUCCGCAUUACCUUUUUGGCAUCUUAAUGUAAUGAUUUGGAACUGUAUUACUUGGUUACAAGUUUGGAUCUACAAAUAAUGUUAUCUGACCUUGUAGAAAUUACUUGUUUCUUAGUUACCUAUAAAAUGGGCAUAGUAUUUCUUACC